This is a messenger RNA of Nelumbo nucifera (sacred lotus), 899 nucleotides long. RefSeq lists its product as uncharacterized. NCBI's taxonomy places the organism in Eukaryota, Viridiplantae, Streptophyta, Magnoliopsida, Proteales, Nelumbonaceae. The record is from RefSeq and is a predicted model, not a curated record.
AUUCAAGUAUUGAACUACAUCUCCAUUUCAUCUAUCUUCAACUCUGUACUCAACUGCGAUGUCGGUUUACGGGAUUCAAGGCCAGCAACUUGAGGUUACAGUUGUAGGACACAGAAUGGAUUUCAAGGCAAGAUCCUUACGUUUGCCUUGAGUAUGGAAGCACCAUGUUCCGGACCAGAACCUGCACCGAUGGAGGCAAGAACCCCACCUUCCAGGAAAAGUUCAUCUUCACGCUCAUUGAAGGCCUCCGGGAGCUCAAUGUCAUGGUUUGGAAUAGCAACACCCUCACCACAGACGACUUCAUCGGCCAAGCAAGGAUUCAACUCCAGAAGGUCCUUUCUCAAGGUUUCGACGACACAACAUGCUCAAUACAAUCUAGACAUGGCAGAUACUCAGGAGAAAUUCGACUCAUAUUGCACUAUCCAAAUGCGAAUAAAUCAUUUACAAGCUAUAACAUGUCCGCUCCACCAUUAGGGGCUGCAGCAUCUCCUUACCCAAUAGUUCAAUCUCAGUACUCUUCUUACCCACCAAAUUCAACAACAUAUCCACCAUUUACAUAUCCUCAUCUCCCUCCAGCUGGGUAUCCUCCUCAGUCAUACCCAACAACAACUUAUCCUCCACAACCCUACCCACCUCCAGUGCAAUCCACAGUUUACCCACGUGCAGCACAAUAUCAAGGAGUUUAUCCCCCACCUUCACCACCCUACUGAUGAAAUGUGCAGUAGUUUCAUAUCCGAUGGCUGAGGUUGUGGUCAUUCUUUAUUUCUUAACUUUCCUUUAAUUCUAAUGCAUGUAUUUUUCUUCAAGCAUUGAGUGUUAACUUUUUCAUAUCCACAUGGAUGUUGAUAAUAAAGAUGAAAGCACAAAGGAUUUGUUAUCUGUGUUUACAUGGACAUAAA